AUGGCUGAAGAGGACGACACCACCCGGCGGUCCUCCGAAAUAUCCCCACGCCAAACCUCGGUCGCAAGCACACCAGCUGGGCUCAACCAGCCUGUGACCAGAGAGGCUCUCGGUCUCAAGGUCGACACCCGAAGCGUCUCUCUCCCCGAGCCCAAGCCCGAGGCGACUGGGCGGACAACCACUUUCGCGGCGCGCUCCGACCGCCAUGCCGGGAACACGAGCCCCGAGGCGCUGCGACGCCGGUUCACAAACGCAAUCAACCGCUCGGCGACGUUUCGGACCGUCGAGGACCUGGACGACUUCGAUGACCCGUUCAGCCCCCGGCCGGGCUGGCAGCCUGGCUCCGAGCCCGGCUACGACCCUCUGCUCCCAGAUGGAGGGCACGCGUCCAUGGAGUUCAUGAACGCGCCGUGCCAGAUCACCGUUGUCGACUUUUCGCACAACCGCAUCGAGAAGCGCCACUACGAGAACCAGGGCUUCAUCGACGCCCUCGAGCGGCCGCAGGAGCCUUGGGCGCAGUGUCGGUGGAUCAAUGUGAAUGGUCUCAGCUGGGAUGUCCUCCAGGCUGUCGGUUCCAAGAAGGGGCUGCAUAAACUGGCAUUGGAGGACGUCAUGAAUCUUCGGAACAGAACAAAGGCGGAUUGGUAUUCCACCCAUGCGUAUAUCAAUCUCACCCUCCAGAAGCUGGUUCAUCUAGUAGAAGACGACGAAGCCUCUUCGAGCACGGGAAGUACUAUAUCACGAAAGUCUAUCGUGGCUGGUUUCCGUCGGUCAGUCAAAGAGCUGUGGAGAAGCAAGAAAGCAGAGUACCAGGAAUCUAGGAAUGACUCCAAGCUCCAAAAUCAAGACCCAGAGAAGGAAUCGACGCAGAAAUACUCUCAGGGACCUGGGCUUCCUGAGACUACCAUGUUGCGGACGGUUCAGAGAUACCAUGCCUCAAGCAAUGAGGCUCGUAUCGAUUUCAUGGAGCGCCACUCUUCUCUAGUGCCUUACAAGAUGGCCGUCUCCGCUGAGCAGGUCUCUAUCUUCCUUACUUCUGACAAUACUGUCAUAUCCUUCUUUGAAGUCUCGGCAGGCGACAUCGAGCGACCCAUCAUCACCCGCCUUAGCACAGCGGGCACUAUCCUUCGCGAGUGUUGUGACGCCUCUCUACUUGUCCAAGCCAUCAUUGAUGCCAUCAUCGAUCUUGCGAUGCCCAUCACAACGAUCUAUGCGGAUAUCAUUGGCGACCUGGAACUUGAUGUCCUGACCGCACCGCACAUGGAUCAGAGUAUAAGUCUCUACAUUGUCAUCAGUGAGAUCAACAAGAUGCUCACGUUUCUGAACCCCAUAGACAACCUAGUCAAUGUUCUGCGUGACCACAAGACGACUCUGACGCAGGAGCAGGCCGUGGCCGAGCUUCGCAACCCCAAGAGUGGAGUUAUCAUUUCGCCCAUGACACACACAUACUUUGGCGAUGUGCUGGAUCAUUGUAUCAUGAUCACUGAGAACCUGCAGCAGUCGAAGCGAGCAUCGGACAAUCUCAUCGAUCUCAUUUUCAACACAAUCUCAUCACACCAAAACGAAUCGAUGAAGCAGCUGACGGCUGUGACCAUCAUCUUCCUCCCCCUGACCUUCAUCACUGGUUUCUUUGGGCAGAACUUUGAUGGCGGAUUCCCGGAAAUUCACAGGGAUAUCUCUUACUUCUGGAUGUGUGCCGUUCCCACAGCCUUUGCUACGAUUCUGAUUUUGAUGAGGAACAUGAUCCAUUCAUGGUUCCGUCGCAUGGUCCAGAGGAAACAGGUUCUAUCUACGCGGCGAAGGAAGAAGCGCAGAAAGUCGUUCGUUGGCCGGACGUGA
Messenger RNA from Clonostachys byssicola, 1839 nucleotides. The record is from the annotation of a GenBank genome assembly. NCBI's taxonomy places the organism in Eukaryota, Fungi, Ascomycota, Sordariomycetes, Hypocreales, Bionectriaceae.